CAGAUAGAAGGCGUCAUCUUCUCUCCCUCUCUGCAUCUCCCCCACCCUCCUUCUCGACCCCUCGCUCCUUGCUUGCUGCAGCAGCCAGGGCUCGGUAAUGGCGUCCAACGACGAUGAGAAGCCUUCUGCUUCCAAUACUGGUGACCAUCUACUCGUUUGGCUUCGGCCAGCACUCAGACCACCAGCUGAUGAGCGACAUCGCCAAGAAAUCUCCGGGCGGGACCUUCAGCUCCGUGCCGGACGGGUCCAAGGUGAGCCUGCCCUUCUCGCAGCUGCUGGCCGGCCUCCUCACCGUGGUGGCGCAGGACGUGGAGCUCACCCUGACCCCCAAGACCGACGACGGCGACGUGGACACCAUAGUGGUGGCCCCAGGCACCGACUACAAGACGACCACCGACGCCGCCACCGGCGUGGUCACCAUCAUGUUCGGCACCCUCUUCGCCGGAGAAGGGCGCAGGGUCGUCAUCACCCUCACGCUCAAGGACGUGAGCGCCACCAACCGCGGGGAGUACGACGCGCCCCUGGCCGAGGCCCAGCACAGCUUCACCGCCCAGGGAAGGCCGCGAGAGGCACAGGUGCCGCAGGACAUCCAGAUCAGGCGCACUCCGACUCCGUCUCCAGCGCCUGGCGCGAGCAGCAAGGCGCGGCAGGUGCAGGCCGAGAUCGCCAGGCGGCAGCACGCCGAGGCCAUCAGGCAGGCGAGGCUGCUGGCGGACGACGGCCUGCUCGGCGACGCGCGGAGCAAGCUGGCUGAGGCGCAGAGGGCGCUGGACAGCAUCGUGCUGGACGGCGGCGGCCAGAAGCUGGUGAGCUCGCUCCGAGCCGAGCUGGCGCAGCUGAUCAGGCUCACGGAGACGAAGGAGAUCUACGAGGCGCAGGGCCGCGCCUACGCCCUGGCCUCCGAGACCAGCCACGGCCGGCAGCGCUACUCCGCCAGGGGCGGCGACGAGGACGGCGACGUCCGCCUCUUCGCGACGCCGCGCAUGGACACCUACCGCGAGCAGGCCAGGAAUUUCGCGAAGGACCCCACAGCGCCGGUGCCCACCGCCGACGAGGACGUCAAGCAGGAGAUCCUCGCCAACCCGAUCUCCGCCGUCUCCACCGAACUCGCCUACCACCUCCGCAGGGCUAUCGAGGAGCUGCAGGCCAUCGAGAAGAUCGUCGCCCCGAGCACCUAGCUCUCUUUCAGUCUUUCGUUUCAUUUCAGAUUAAAUGUCGUACGUACUCGGUACUUCUGCUGUCCAAUAAAUGUACCUCGGAAAUAAAGCAUCAGUCAGUGGUACUCAUCUGCCAUUGUC
Panicum virgatum (switchgrass) is the source of this 1298-nucleotide messenger RNA. RefSeq lists its product as uncharacterized. The transcript is spliced from 2 exons. The record is from RefSeq and is a predicted model, not a curated record. Bases 114 to 1178 code for a protein of 354 amino acids. NCBI's taxonomy places the organism in Eukaryota, Viridiplantae, Streptophyta, Magnoliopsida, Poales, Poaceae.